Messenger RNA from Knipowitschia caucasica, 498 nucleotides. The record is from the annotation of a GenBank genome assembly. NCBI's taxonomy places the organism in Eukaryota, Metazoa, Chordata, Actinopteri, Gobiiformes, Gobiidae.
AUGAACUGCAAACAGAAACGCCGGGAGCAGAGCGCACCACAAAGGCGGAGCGGGCAGCGGGCGGAGCGGGCAGCGGGCGGAGCGGGCGAGGACGGAGCGAGCAGGGAGGGAGAGGGCGGAGCGAGCAGAGAGAGAGAGGGCGGAGCGAGCAGAGAGAGAGAGGGCGGAGCGAGCAGAGAGAGAGGGCGGAGCGAGCAGAGAGAGAGGGGGCGGAGCGAGCAGAGAGAGAGGGGGCGGAGCGAGCAGAGAGAGAGGGGGCGGAGCGAGCAGAGAGAGAGGGCGGAGCGAGCAGAGAGAGAGGGGGCGGAGCGAGCAGAGAGAGAGAGGGCGGAGCGAGCAGAGAGAGAGGGGGCGGAGCGAGCAGAGAGAGGGGGGGCGGAGCGAGGGGGGGCGGAGCGAGCAGAGAGAGGGGGGGCGGAGCGAGCAGAGAGAGAGGGGGCGGAGCGAGCAGAGAGAGAGGGCGGAGCGAGCAGAGAGGCAGGGGGCGUGGCCUGCUAA